UUACACAAUCUAUUCAUCCCUGGAUUCCCGGCUCUCAUGGAAAGCUUCUACAUACAAGAGCGGCUAAUCCAGCGUUAUUUACCGAAGCUUUUCCGUCAUUUGAAUGACAUUGGUUUAUGCAGCGAAAUGUAUUCUACUCGGUGGUAUAUUACGCUGUUCACUGGGGGUGUUGUACAUUACCAUACAUUGUUGCGUAUCUGGGAUAUCUAUGCAUUGUGCGGCUACGAUAUCCUUCAUUUUGUUGCUGUUGUCCUGUUGAUGACUUUUCAGGGUAAGAUUGGGGAUUCUGUGAAACAGAAAGUGAUAAUUUCUGAUAGCUUUUGGAUCGUCUUCUAUUGA
Messenger RNA from Radiomyces spectabilis, 339 nucleotides. RefSeq names its product rab-GTPase-TBC domain-containing protein. The annotation marks the transcript as partial. The record is from RefSeq and is a predicted model, not a curated record. The transcript is spliced from 2 exons. NCBI's taxonomy places the organism in Eukaryota, Fungi, Mucoromycota, Mucoromycetes, Mucorales, Radiomycetaceae.